Molecule: messenger RNA, 1819 nt
Organism: Tigriopus californicus
Lineage: Eukaryota; Metazoa; Arthropoda; Copepoda; Harpacticoida; Harpacticidae
Exons: 2
Coding region: 239-1729 (496 amino acids)
Molecular function (GO): protein binding
Source: RefSeq, a predicted model, not a curated record
UCUAAGUGGCGACACUGACCAAAUGAUCACAAAUCUGAACGGUGAACCAUUCUCAAUUGACUUGUAGUCAUCGCCUGUCACCAUUCCUCCAUCGUAUCAUCAUCAUCAUCAUCAUCCUCUCCCUCUCCGCGUGUCCUGCCUCCGGUGGGAUAUCCAGGGCCUGUCUUCAUUCAGGCUUAUUAUCUACGGAGUCCGGCUCAACCCGCCUGUGAGUUCCUAUCCUUGGCUGGCUUGCAUCAUGCCCUUACCGGUGAGUCGGAAGCUGGUGGACCCAUGCUUCGACAAGUUCCGAGCCAUGUGGAUGGAAAACGCCUUCUGUGACGCCCUCAUCAUGGCCGAAGGGGAUCCCGAAGCCAUCACCAUCAAAGCCCACCGCGUGGUCCUGUCCGCCUUCUCCUCAGUGCUCAAACACAAGUUCCUGGACCAGCCCGACCCCAGCCAAGUCAUUCGGGUCAAGUACAUCGACUACAACGGCCUCAUGUUCGCCCUCCGACUCAUGUACGAAGGUUGCGUCAAGAUCCCCGAUGGCGACCUGGAAGGUUUCUUCCAAGUGGUCCGAUCCUUGGCCAUUAAGACCGGCGAGCCCGAGCUCGACACGCUCAUCUACGAUCAGGAUAUCGCCGCCAUUAUGUCGGCCCACCCGUCCACUGCCGCUGCCAGCUCUGCCAAGCCCAAAUUUCAGGGCGUUUUGGAACGGGUGAGUGGAUCGCAUCGGAUUAUCAAACCCGAAUCCGACAAGAGCGCUGUCUCGUCGAGUCAGAGUGCCCAGCGACCGCCCGAUUCUUCUCACGGGUCGUCUACCGAGGCCACGGUCCGUCCCCGAGUCGAUUUGCGGGUACCGCCACCCGGAUUGGUUCGGCCCACGCAAUCCCAUGUGUUCAACGAGCUGCACGAUCAUACCAUGGAACAAUUUAAAAUCAAUCGACGGCCCGAUGGCACGCGCAAUGUCUUUCGACCCGAUACCAAUCGCCCCGCGGAACCGCCUACCCCUGGAGGAGGACUCAAUAGUGGCCGCGUGUUUUUGAACCGCACCGUACCUUUGCCUGUGAAUGGUGGGCCAAUUGGCACCUUGGGUUACACUCAACCUUCCGCUGAUCGCCACAAUUUGUCGCUACCCGCUAUGAACGAACCGCCACCUCCGGUUAGCCGUCACGUAUUUCUCAACCCCGAAGAUAAUCUAUAUUGGCUGGAGGCCCGGAACGAGGUCUCGACCGGCGAGCACGCCGUCAAGGACAAAUUUGGCGAAUUUGGCUUGCAACGGAUCGCGGGUGAUUACGAAGCUGACCAAUGUCUGUACUUGGCCUUCAACUCAGAGGCCCAGACCUUGGCCGCCAUGCAGGUCUUGGAAUUCGAGAUCAAGCUCACUCCUGUUAGGAGACCUCCAGCCAAUAUUGCUAGCCUUUGGUUGAACCCUCAAUCUGGUGGGAUGAGUCGAAGUGGCCCUCCGCCCGCAUUUUCAUCAGCCGCAGGUGGACCUCUGAAACGGGCCCGACCCACCUCCGAAGCCUUAAAGAUAUUUGCACCUCAUUGCGUGAACAAAGCCGCCGUUCUCAGACUUUUGCGGAAUAACGGCAUCAUGCUACCGCAGACUGCGCCACUCAUCUUUGAUCAAGGGUAUUGUACUAUUCCCUUGGGACCGUCAGAUUUGGAUUCUGCCAUUAGGAAAUUCAGCGAUAAACGGCACAAUGGUGUCCCUUUGAACCCGGAGCGCGUGUCUCUUCCAGGUUAAAUGAAACAGCCUCGAUUGCAUCUUCGAAAAAAAUGGAGCUUUAUUUUGUUAUGUACCACACGGAAUAUAAGAGCUUAUGAUCAACUCAAA